AUGUCAAGUGACGCAAUAAUCGUAUUACCUGGGGAGGUAAUUGUGUACAUUUUGGAAGAUAAACGACUUAGCUUUUCAGAUGUCGUUCAUUUCAGUUCGACCUGCAGGAGUUUGUACAAAAUUGUCAAUGAAAAUAAUAAACUUUGGAAGACAAAAUUUUUUCAAAGAUGGCCACAUUUGAGAGAAAUAUAUCAAACAAAUAAUGAGUUGGAUCAUCGAACGAUAAAUUGGAAGGAGGAAGCAAAGAGUAGCUCGAGUAGUAGAAUGAAAUUGCUUUAUCAUUUAUCUUCUAUGUCUAGUAAACAUUAUAGAAUGCAAGAAUUAUCUAAUUCGGAAUUUAAAGAGUUUGAUUCUUUAUUUUGUCCAAAAGAAGGUGCUCAUCCUUUAGCUUAUUAUUUUCUGGUAGAUGAACUUGUUAGCUUAAUCAAACAUCCUGCUAUAGUCAGCAAUUUAACACAUAGGUAUUAUGCUCUUAAAAUUGUUCGAUAUUUGAAACAAACCCAUUUGAAGGAUGAAUGGAAAAAAUUUCUAUCUUUACCACCACAACAACAGACCUUAGAACGUGGUGCAACUAUUGUGGCACAGUGGAGUCAACCAGAAAGACAUGUGUCAUAUUUUGCAAUAUCAUCAGCAUUAGAUAAUAUUGCAGAACAAACUAAAGAGCUGCUCAAAGAACGAUAUCCAAAUCAUACUAUAUUUUCAAUUCCAACUGAAAGAUUUAAUUUUUGGAAAAAUAAUAUUAUUGGUGACAAUCAGUGGAAUAUUACAGAAACAAGACAACUAACAGAUGCAUUAUGCGAAGUAUUAUUUAAAAGGUUAGGAUUCUAUGGAAACAGUGAAAUGUAUUAUUCAUCGGAAAAUUCAUUCAUAGAUCGUGUUUUGGAACGUAGACGGGGAAUUCCUAUAACUUUAGCAAUAGUAUUUGAAAGUGUUGCUCGAAGACUUGGCAUACACUGUGAACCUGUUAGUUUCCCAUCUCAUUUUUUGCUACGUUGGAAAGAAACAUAUGGACCACAAUUUAAGGAUACGGAAAAUUUUUAUAUUGAUGUUUUCAAUGGUGGUCAAUUUCUAACUAAGAGGAAUUGUCCUCGAAUUGGUGGUGUUUCAAGAUGUCCAAUAGAAAAACAUAAUAUUCAUGAGGCAGCAACUGCUAUAGAGGUAGUAACAAGAAUGGCAAAUAAUUUGGAAAUAGCUGCUAGGCAACAUACUCAUAUAAAUGGUAGAACUGCAAGGUUACGUUCUGCUCUUGAACUCCAAUACAUGAUACAACCCAAUGACGCAAAUACGAUUUUACAACUAGGUCGAAUAUAUAUGUCACAAUCCAUGGACUUAAGUGAAUUAGUGAAGAGACUAGAAAACAUACCAGAGGAUUUAGAGUUAAUAUCAAGAGGACAGGCAAAUCUAAUAUUACAGACGUUUAAUAUCCAUAUUUUCCAAUCAUAUCAGAAGAAGUUAGAAUCUACAGAAGAAGUAAGGCCGAAAAGAAGAGUUCCAAGCAUAAAAUAUGCAAUAGGGUUGAUAAUGAAACAUAAAAUACAUGGAUACAUGUGUGUAAUAACAGGAUGGGACACCUAUUGUACAGCGACUACAGAAUGGAUGAAUGAAAUGAACGUAGGUGGAUUAGUGGAUGGUCCAGGUCAACCAUUUUAUAACAUAUUUGUUGAUGAUGGGUCAUGCCAUUAUGUGGCACAAGAAAAUUUAGAGUUAGCUUCUAAUCCAGGAUGGAUACAUCAUCACGCGAUUGGCAGAUACUUUUAUAAAUUCAGUGGUGCUCAUUAUAUACCAAAUGAGGAGAAAGCAAGAGAAUACCCAGAAGAUGAAAAAAUUUGCAAUGAAUUGCUUGUUACAAACAUGCAAAAUGGAAUGACCUACAGUACCACUUAACAAUCUAUUUUCCUUAGCUCUAAUACAAGAUAAUAGUAAGAUAAAACAAAUAUCUUUUUCUUAUUGCAUAUUCCACGCAUAAUAUUAAAAAAGGCAAUAUUUUCAUAAAAAAAUUUUAAUAAAAAACAAUCAUUUUUUAUUUGCUGGUCCAUUAUUGAGUUUCUUUGCUUUAAAUAACUUUAGACGUGUCUAAAUAAUUUUAGAUAAGUCUCGUAAAUAAACGAAAAUAAAGAACAAUACAUAUAAAAGGUUUUGUACAAGAUAUUUGUACGCGCUAUCAUAUAUCUUAAUCACUGUUUUAUGUAUACUAUUAACAGCUUAGAUAACUUUUAUUAUAAACGUAAUAAUGUAUUAGCAUCCUGAAAACAUUGAGCUACUUCUAACUCUCGACCCCAUUCAUGUGAUAUAGAUGUGUACGAAUGUAUUUGUUAUAUGUGAUAAGAGUAAGAAGUGGUCUGUGUUUUAAUAACACUUUAUUAUGUAAAUGUAAUAAACGCCAAAGCUUGAACUGCAAA
Molecule: messenger RNA, 2399 nt
Organism: Bombus terrestris (buff-tailed bumblebee)
Lineage: Eukaryota; Metazoa; Arthropoda; Insecta; Hymenoptera; Apidae
Product: F-box only protein 21
Exons: 9
Coding region: 1-1884 (627 amino acids)
Molecular function (GO): DNA binding; protein binding
Source: RefSeq, a predicted model, not a curated record